UUUCUGGUGACGCCGGGUGCUGCCAUUGGUGGAGAUUGCGGUAGUGUGUGUGUCUGUGUUCCCGGCGGCUUCUCCCGAGAUCCGGCGAGUGCAGUGACAGAGCAAAGAGCAAGAUGGCGGCGCCGGGAGGGGAGAUUCAGGCCAGCCUCAAUGGCUCUGUCGGGACUGAAGCAGCCAUCGCUCCUGACCAACAGAAUGCACCGCAGCAGCCGCCACCCCCCAACGCAUGGCAGGUGAUUAAAGGGGUCCUCUUCAGGAUCUUUAUCAUAUGGGCCAUCAGCAGCUGGUUCCGCAGAGGCUCCGCUCCCCAGGACCAAACCACAUCUGCUGGGAUUCCACGACCCCCCAGCCGCAACCUUUUCCCUAAAGAGACAUUAAUGGACCUCUAUGUGUUCCUUUCAGAGAAGGAACAUUUCACAGAUUUUAACACCUCUACUGCCCUGUUCUGGGAGCAGCGAGAUCUGGUGUAUGGGGACUGGAGCAGCGGUGAAAAUGGAGAUGGCUGCUAUGAACACUACUCCGAAAUCAAUAUUCCAGAGGCAGUCCAGAACAACGGCUCCUUCUACAUCCAUGUAUACCUGACUAAGAGUGGCUUCCACCCAGAUCCCACCCGGAAGAGUGUACAUCGGCGGCUGGCCACAGUCUACACAUCCCGUAUGCUUAAUAAAUUCAAACGCAAACGAUUCCUCAAGACCAAGAACCUCUUGACGGGAGAAACCGAAGUUGAUCCGGAGAUAAUUAAGAGAGCCGAGGAUUUUGGUCCUAUAGAGAUCAUCUCUCACUGGCAUCCAAAUUUGACCAUUAAUAUUGUUGAUGACCACACUCCAUGGGUGCAGGGCAGCGUCCCGCCUCCUCUUGACCAAUAUGUGAAGUUUGAUGCCGCCAGCGGUGAUUACUAUCCUAUAGUGUACUUCAAUGACUACUGGAACCUACAGAAGGACUACAUGCCGGUGAACAUCAGCGUAACCAGCUUGCCCUUACGGCUGACGUUUUGUCCUCUGUCCUUGUGGCGGUGGCAGCUUUAUGCAGCUCAGAGCUCACGUAGCCCCUGGAGCUUCCUUGGAGAAGACUUGUAUGAGCAGUCCGAUGAGGAGCAGGAUUCCAUUAAGGUGGCCCUUAUAGAGACAAACCCCUACCUCCUAGCCCUGACCAUCACAGUGUCCAUCGUACACAGUAUCUUUGAGUUUCUGGCUUUUAAGAAUGAUAUCCAGUUCUGGAACAGCCGUCAGUCUCUGGAGGGUCUUUCUGUCCGGUCUGUCAUCUUCGGUGUAUUUCAGUCCCUUGUGGUCUUGCUUUAUAUCCUGGACAACGAAACCAACUUUGUGGUGCAGGUCAGCGUGGGCAUUGGUUUGCUGAUUGAUUUCUGGAAGAUUACUAAAGUCAUGGAUGUCAAGUUGGACAGAGAGAAUAAAGUGGCUGGUAUCUUCCCCAGAGUGACCGUGAAGGAUAAGUCCACGUAUGUAGAGUCGGCCACAAAGGUGUAUGACGAUAUGGCGUUCCGAUACCUGUCCUGGCUCCUCUUCCCAUUGCUGGGAUGCUAUGCAGUAUACAGCUUGCUGUACAUGGAGCACAAGAGCUGGUAUUCCUGGGUACUGAGCAUGUUAUAUGGCUUCCUACUCACAUUUGGAUUUAUCACGAUGACUCCUCAGCUGUUCAUUAACUAUAAAAUGAAGUCAGUUGCCCACCUCCCAUGGAGGAUGUUGACCUACAAAGCCCUGAACACCUUCAUCGAUGACCUGUUUGCUUUUGUCAUCAAGAUGCCCAUGAUGUAUAGGAUCGGGUGUCUGCGAGAUGAUGUGGUCUUCUUCAUCUACUUGUAUCAGCGCUGGAUUUAUAGAGUGGACCCCAAGCGGAUGAAUGAAUUUGGAACCAGUGGGGAGACUCCCGCUCCUCUCCCUGUUCAGGAUCAGCCAGCACUCACUUACCCCGACCCUGAGGACACAUCCCCACCAAAACCAGCAGAAGACAAAAAGAAAGACUGAUUAUUUUAUUUUUCUUGUUCCCAUUCUACAUGAACUGUUAAACCCCCACAGGGGGGGUAAAUCAGCUGCUGUUUUAUAUAUAAAUCCCCUCUGUCCCCCUGACCCCCUUUGUUGAGACGGCGCCCCCCCCCCCCCCCCCCCCCAUCUGUUAAUAUGUAUAUGGGACUGGUGAAGUUUGUCUUUCUCUGCCCGCCCUUUCAGUCAUCCCGUCCGUCUUUCUGUCCGGUCUGUUCUCUCUCUCGCCCCUCGGUCUCUCCCACUCAAGCUCCUUCCUCUCUUCUAGAAUUCCAUUGUGCUGUGUCUUUCCUUCUGCCUCUCAGUCAUGACUCCUCCAUGGGAUCAACGUGCUCCAAUUGGGUUUAAUAAAUAUGGCCGCUCUCUAUCCUACUGCAGUUUGUGCGGCAGCGUAGCUCAAGAUGUUUCACGCUUGUUUUACACCAAAGGAGCUAUAGUGGAUGAUAAAGCUGCAGGUUAUGGGGUCAGGGUCCGUCUCUGGCCUGUUAUCUGCCCCCAUGUGGUAUAUUAACUACAUUCGGGGGGUCCUGUUAAAGCUCAAGUCUAAAGAGCAUUUCCCCCAAAAUAAAAGAUCGCCAGACGUCCCACUUUGUGCAAUGAAAAUGUUGCCGUGAUUGAUAGAGAUAUAGUUUUCCUAAAACCCUGAAUGACCAAGUUAUCCGGAUUUAACCCUUGUUUGAGCGGCCAUAUUGGUUGUUACCCCUGCUUUCUAGGGAUUUCCAGCUCUUGGGCUUUUGUAUUUGUAUUUCCUUCUUUUAGGGGAAAUGCUCAUCACCAUUAGAAAUUCAGAUACAUAAUAUACUCGGACAGUAAGGGCGGGCUCACACGUGGCAUAAAAAUACGUGGUGCAUUUUCAGUGCAAAAUUUCACAUGGUAUUGAAGUCUUAAGAUGAAAUUCCACGCUCUGAAUUCACAACAUGUGGAAAAUGCUGGAAAAAGCAUCUCUGCAGCGGG
Molecule: messenger RNA, 2951 nt
Organism: Bufo bufo (common toad)
Lineage: Eukaryota; Metazoa; Chordata; Amphibia; Anura; Bufonidae
Gene: CLPTM1
Product: CLPTM1 regulator of GABA type A receptor forward trafficking
Exons: 14
Coding region: 114-1982 (622 amino acids)
Cellular component (GO): endomembrane system; membrane
Source: RefSeq, a predicted model, not a curated record